Messenger RNA from Zingiber officinale, 1996 nucleotides. Its product is annotated as pentatricopeptide repeat-containing protein At1g77170, mitochondrial-like. Gene Ontology annotation, biological process: RNA modification. NCBI's taxonomy places the organism in Eukaryota, Viridiplantae, Streptophyta, Magnoliopsida, Zingiberales, Zingiberaceae. The transcript has a single exon. Bases 13 to 1395 code for a protein of 460 amino acids. Gene Ontology annotation, molecular function: protein binding; RNA binding. The record is from RefSeq and is a predicted model, not a curated record.
CAACGCUGCGUUAUGCGCCCGCUCGGCCCUCUCUUCGCCGCCGCCGCCACCGCCGCCGAAUCCAACGUCGCCUUCUCCGCCCCUUUUAUUCCGUCACCUCCCUCCUCCUCCUCCUCCUCCUCCGAGCAAUGCCUUGGAGAUCCCGCGACGAUGGUGGCCACCCGUCUCGAGGCUUGCGCUGACCACCGUGAUCUGGCGCGGACGCAUGCCCAUGUCCUCCGCUUCCAUCUCCUCCGCGCAUCCUUCCACUGGAACGCCCUCAUCCGCUGUUACCUCCGCCUCGGCCGCCCCCGCGCGUCCCUCUCACUCUACGCCCAGAUGUGCCGUUCCGGCGCAACUCGGGACCGCUACACGCUCCCUCUCGCCGUCAAGGCCGCCGCGCUCCUCUUUGCGUUCGCGUCCGGGGUUCAGCUCCACUGCACCGCCUUCAAGCUCGGAUUGGCCUGCCAUGAGUUCACCGAGAGCGGUCUCAUCAGCCUCUACGCCAAGGCCGGACUUUUUGGCUCGGCGGCGAAGGUGUUCGACCAAAGUGCGCACAGAAAGCUCGGUUCUUGGAAUGCCAUCAUAAGUGGCCUCACGCAGGGCGGCCGACUGAGGGAAGCCAUGAAUGCGUUCGUGGAGCUACGGAGAAGCGGGCUGGUGCCCGACGACGUGACGAUGGUCAGCUUGGCUUCUGCCUGCGGGGGGCUAGGCGACAUCGAUCUGGCCGAACAAGUGCACAAGUGCCUUCUGCAGGCCGGCCGCUCAGGGAGGUUGGAGGUCACGCUAUCGAAUUCUUUGAUCGAUAUGUAUGCUAAAUGCGGCCGGACUGACCUCGCCCGCAAGGUGUUCGUUAGAAUGUCAAGGAGAGAUGUUUCAUCUUGGACAUCCAUGAUAAUGAGCCUGGCAGUGCAAGGGGAAGAAUCUACCGCUCUGGACCUCUUCCAAGAAAUGCAGCUGGACGGAGUGCGACCGAACAAGGUGACCUUUGUCGCGGUGCUGAGCGCCUGCGCCCACGGUGGUCUGGUGGACGAGGGCAUGAACUACUUGGAAGCAAUGACCAAGGAAUUCAAUCUAGUUCCCACCGUAGCCCAUUACGGUUGCAUUGUGGAUAUGCUGGGCAAGCUGGGGCAGCUCGAGCAGGCGAGAACCGUAGUGGAGACGAUGCCAAUGGAAGCGAACUCAGUGGUUUGGGGAUCGCUCUUGGGCGCGUGCGAGAAGCAUGCUAACGUCGAGGUUGGAGAGUGGGCGGCGAAGAAUUUGCUGGACCUGGAGCCUUGGAACGACGGCGUUUACGUAGUGCUGUCAAAUAUUUAUGCAGAGGCAAAGAACUGGAGGGAAGUGGAGAGAAUUCGAAAACUGAUGAAGGAUAGAAGAGUUGCUAAGGCCCCAGGCUACAGUUCUUCAUUAACAUAAGAUGAAAUAUGUAGUGUGGUCAUCUUAUUCCUUCUUAUUAUUACAAUCAAUCGGCGAAGCAUGAUGCAAUGGCGACUACAGAAUUUGAAUCAGAAGCACAAAUUGGGUAAUAGCAAUUACUAUUCCGAGAGAGCUGAUCGCAGCAGCGUCGGAAGUUGCAGGUAGCUGGGCCGGUGCUGGCGCAGGCGAUGUCCAACUGCCAAAGGCAUCCGGAACAGGCGGCGGAGUCACUGACAAAGGAGGCGGUGCUUUUGGCGCGGGACAAGGGGUUGAGUGUGGCGGAGGCGGCCAGUGCCGGAUGGCCAUGACCACCACCUCCAGCUUCUGCCCCAGCUCGCACUUUCCCGGAGCGCCGCUCACGAAGAAGAACAACCCGGAGUGGUUGAACGCAAAUCGGUCAUUGCCUCCGUCGAGCCACAGUAAGGGUCUGCUCAAGUUGCAGGAGUAGAAAUCAUGCUCCGGCACCAUCAAAACAGAGUCCUUCCCCUUCUCGUACGCGAAAACUGUAACAUAAAAUCUAGAAUUUACUAAUCACCAGUUUAGAACUCUCGAUCUGAUCCGGAAAAUUAGCAAUGGAAGAUCACGAACCGAUGGAAUCACU